This is a messenger RNA of Podospora anserina S mat+, 1236 nucleotides long. RefSeq lists its product as uncharacterized. Gene Ontology annotation, molecular function: uracil DNA N-glycosylase activity. The record is from RefSeq and is a predicted model, not a curated record. NCBI's taxonomy places the organism in Eukaryota, Fungi, Ascomycota, Sordariomycetes, Sordariales, Podosporaceae. Gene Ontology annotation, cellular component: nucleus; mitochondrion. The transcript has 2 exons. Gene Ontology annotation, biological process: base-excision repair, AP site formation via deaminated base removal; base-excision repair. The coding region runs from base 1 to 1236 and encodes 411 amino acids.
AUGUCGACCCUCAAACGCAAAGCCGGCGCCCAAACAGGCGGAGCCGACGCGAAAAAGGUCAAGCAAGGAAGCAUCAUGUCUUUCUUCGGGAGCUCCCCGGCGGCGAAACCGUCAGCUACCAACAGCUCCGGCCUCCCCACCACCCCCAACUCAUCCUUCACCGCGCCCACCGACCCAGCCGCCGCGAGGUUUGACAAGGACAAAUGGGUGGCCACCCUGACGCCAGAGCAGAAAAGGCUGCUGCAGCUCGAGAUUGACACCCUUGACGAGAGCUGGCUGGUGCACCUGAAGGAUGAAAUCGUCACAAAGGAGUUUUUGGAUCUAAAGAGGUUUUUGGAGAGGGAGUAUGCUGCUGGAAAAAAGAUUUUUCCCCCAAAGGAGGAUAGUUUAGCUCUAUGGUCCCGACACACCCCCUUCACAACCACACGGAUUGUAAUUCUCGGUCAAGACCCCUACCACAACCACAACCAAGCCCACGGUCUGGCGUUUAGUGUCCUCCCCCCUACUCCUGCGCCCCCUUCGUUGAAAAACAUAUAUACCUGCCUCGGAAAAGACUACCCCUCGUUCAACCCGCCCCCCAACAAGGCCGGGCUGUUGACUCCCUGGGCCAAACGUGGGGUUCUCAUGCUCAACACGUGCCUUACCGUCCGCGCUCACGAGGCAAACUCGCAUUCCAACCGCGGCUGGGAAAAGUUUACGCAAAAGUGCAUUGAUCUCGUCGCCGCCAAGCGAACAACGGGAGUGGUUUUUUUGGCGUGGGGCACGCCGGCUGGGAAGAGGGUGCUAAAGGUUGAUCAGAAGAGGCAUCUGGUGCUGAAGAGUGUGCACCCUUCUCCGCUGAGCGCGUCGAGGGGGUUUUUUCAGUGUGGGCACUUUAGGAAGGCGAAUGAGUGGCUCGGCGAGAGGUAUGGGCUGAAGGGGAGGGUGGACUGGGCGCUGAAUGAGGGGGAGAGUGUCUUGGAGAGUGACGAGCCGAGUCCGAGGCCGAGGGUGGAGAAGGGGGAGGUUGCGAAACGGGUGGAGGAGGUGGUGAGGGGGGCGGUUAUGGGACGGAGGGUGGAUUUGAAUGAGAUUGCUAGGGGGUUAAGUAGGAGUCCGAAGGGGGGGAGUUGUUCGCCAAAGGAGGAGAAGGGGAAGAAGAAGGAGGAGGAGGUGGAGGGGGAUGAUGAUGGGGAGAAUGUGGAUCCGGGGGAGGAGGAGGAGUGGGAUGCUUUGAUGAGGGAGAAGGGGUUGUAA